UUUAAUGGAUUUAUCAAAGAUUAAUGGGUUGAUAAGUUAACAUAGCUUAUUUAAAAUCCAGCAUGCCCAAUGAAUUUUGCAUAUAUAUAUGUGGUCUUACAAAAAGCUUAUUAAUUAGCUGAACAAAGUGAAGAUGAGCACCUGCUGAGUUCGUGACUUAGCCAACUAUCAUACAAAAAACAAUUUUUUAUUUUUUUUUAUGGUGACGAUGACAAGACUACGCAAAAAAAAUCAAAAUUCAAAAUUUUUUUGAAUUCCGGUCGUGAUUGUCAGAUCGAAGCAAACAAAUUCUCCGUUUCCAUUUUGUCCACUUCGUCCUCUUCCCCCCUUCUCCUUCAUUGUCCAUAACCCAUCCCAAAAUUUUGUAAUCGCAAGUCGAGAUGUCGGCAAUCUUGCUGUACGGAAUUUGCCUGGGUUUAUCCAUUCUGCUGUUGUUUGUGGGUGCCGCUUUGGGUCCUCUGAAGCGAUUAAUCCUGAACAGGAGAGGUCGAAACCAACUGGCCGUGGUGCCAGCAGUAUCAAAUGCCGGGCAGAGGGCCUCGUACGAUCCUUUGGAGCAAUCCUCGUGGCACAAGUCCAUUCGCGUUUACAUCCGCUACUUGGCCCGCUAUGUCCAUGUGCCACCGGAUUUGGAAGAAGCCGGGAUGCCGGAGGAACUUCAUCGCCAUAUGCAGGUCCUUGCCAUGCUGCAGGAUCUGUUCCGGACGGGCCGAUUGCAAAGGACCUCCGUCCCCGUCUCCGACUCCGUGCCUGAUCUCGAUCUCGACCAGAAUCGCUAGGAAUGGGGAAACAAAUGAGAAAGAAUGGGGACCGCCUGAGUGAGAGGAUGCCAUUCAAGUUCAUCAUCCCCAAUCCAAUUCUAUGCUUAAGGCUUCGCCAUCGAGGAGUAAUUAUUUCCAGGCGGACUUCGGUUGCGGUGUCCCUAAUACAUUUUUAAUUGCUCUGGCCGUUUAAUUUCCCCCCCCCCAAAUUAACAUCCAUUUCAGGAAGGUAGUGGAAAUAGAUUAGCCUUCCCGGAUUGGGUGGGAACUUAGCCUAGUUUCCUGUUGCUAUUUCAAGGACAUCGCAUGACAAGUAGGCAUUAUUUGCCUUGAACGAUAGCUAUUAAAUUGACGAAUUUGCAAAUACUCUGGGAUUAAUAUAAUACAUCAUAAGUUAAAUAUUAAAUCGCUGGCAAUCAGCCAGCAUUUCCGAUUAAGGCUGAUAAGCAUUAAAUUUGAAAACUUUCAUUUAUAAUA
Molecule: messenger RNA, 1238 nt
Organism: Drosophila rhopaloa
Lineage: Eukaryota; Metazoa; Arthropoda; Insecta; Diptera; Drosophilidae
Exons: 2
Coding region: 381-779 (132 amino acids)
Source: RefSeq, a predicted model, not a curated record